AUGCUACGAACCAUUGCCCAAUGUCUGUUGCGCCCCGGCGCGGAGACGCGCAACCCCGUCGUUGCGAUGCUGGCUCAUCGUGUAGCGCGGGCAUCCACCACCACCACCAAACCUCAAAAACCCCAACUCCGGGAUUACCAGCAGGACUGUAUCCGCUCCGUCCUAGACAGUCUUAAAUCCGGGCACAAGCGAGUCGGCAUCUCUCUCGCGACCGGGAGCGGCAAAACCGUACGCACUCUCCUCCAAUCCCAUCCCCUCUUCAACCCCUUCCCUCAUCCAACUAACACGGGGCAUCAGAUCAUCUUCACACAGCUCAUUGACAAGAUUGCUGCGCGCGAGGAUACCGGGGGAGACCGGACGCUCAUCCUCGCGCACCGGCGGGAACUCGUCGAGCAGGCGGCUCACCACUGCCGCCUGGCGUACCCGGACAAGACGCUCGAGAUUGAAAUGGGCGCGCAGCACGCGAGCGGCAACGCCGACAUCACCGUCGCCAGCAUCAUGAGCAUCACGUCGCGGGACCGCCUGGACAAGUUCGACCCGGCGCGGUACAAGCUCGUGCUCGUCGACGAGGCGCACCACAUUGUCGCCGCCGGCUACCUGCGCACGCUGCGCCACUUUGGCCUCGACACCAAGCGCGCGGCCGCGCCCGUCCUCGUCGGCGUGUCGGCAACGUUUGCCCGCUUCGACGGGCUCAAGCUCGGCGCCGCCAUUGACGAGAUUGUCUACCACCGCGACUACGUGCACAUGAUUGCCGACAAGUGGCUCACCGACGUCGUCUUCACCACCGUCGCCUCGUCCGCCGACCUCGGCGCCGUCCGCAGCGGCGCCUUUGGCGACUUCCAGACCGGCGAGCUCUCGCGCGUCGUCAACACGGACCACGUCAACGACGUCACCGUCCGCAGCUGGAUGGCCAAGGCACCCGACCGCAAGUCGACACUCGUCUUUUGCGUCGACCUCGCCCACGUCGCCGGCCUCACCGCCACGUUUCGCCGCCACGGCUUCGACGCCCGCUUCGUCACCAGUGAGACCCCGCGCGCCGCCCGCGCCGACCUCCUCGCCGGCUUCAAACGCGGCGACUUUCCCGUCCUCGUCAACUGCGGCGUCUUCACCGAGGGCACCGAUAUUCCCAACGUCGACUGUGUCCUCCUCGCCCGCCCCACGCGCUCCCGCAACCUGCUCAUUCAGAUGAUUGGCCGCGGUAUGCGCCUGCAUCCAGGCAAGCGCAACUGCCACGUCCUCGACAUGGUCUCGUCCCUCGAGACCGGUAUCGUCACUACCCCGACCCUCUUCGGUCUCGACCCAGAUGAGCUCGUCACCGGCGCCUCUGUCGCUCAGAUGCGCCGCCUUCGCCAGAAGCGAGACACCGAGGAGGCACGCACCGACACCCCCGCCCCCGCCAACCCCGCGACCGCCGUCACCUUUACCGACUACUCGUCCGUGCUGGACCUCAUUGCCGACACCUCGGGCGAGCGCCACAUUCGCGCCGCUAGCACGUACGCAUGGGUGCAGAUCGGUCCGGAGCGGUUCGUGCUCUCCGCGCCGAGCGGCUCCUACAUCCGCCUAGAGCGCAUCUCUGACCCUAGCACACUGCCACCCUCCUCACCUUCCUCUUCCUCCCCGUCCUCGACUUCCUCGGCGGCGGCGCCUCCUACCAAGCCAUCGUACCACGCCGUCGAAAUCCGCGCUCUGCCGCCGGGCAGCUUUCGCCCGUACGCCGCGCCGCGGGAGAUUCUCACCGCGGCCACGUUUGACGACGCCGUGCACGGUGCCGACAGCUACGCGUCGCAGGCUUUUCCGCACAGCUUCAUCCACCGCGACCAGCCGUGGCGCCAGGGAGCGCCGACGCGCGGCCAGCUCGACUACAUCAACAAGCUGCGCGGCCCCAAGCCCGAAGGCGGCCCCCUAGAACGGGCGGACCUGACCAAGGGCAAGGCCGCCGACAUGAUCACCAAGCUCAAGCACGGCGCGCGGGGUCAGUAUGCCAAGAUCGAGCUCGAACAAAGGCGCCGCGACAAGAAGACGUCCGCGUUCAACGAACGGCGACAUCGCGAGCAAGUCCGGGUUGGGCCGGUUGUCAGCUGA
This is a messenger RNA of Cordyceps militaris CM01, 2082 nucleotides long. RefSeq names its product DEAD/DEAH box helicase. The record is from RefSeq and is a predicted model, not a curated record. The coding region runs from base 1 to 2082 and encodes 693 amino acids. NCBI's taxonomy places the organism in Eukaryota, Fungi, Ascomycota, Sordariomycetes, Hypocreales, Cordycipitaceae. Gene Ontology annotation, molecular function: ATP binding; DNA binding; hydrolase activity. The transcript has a single exon.